AUGGCCGUAUCAUUGGUGUUCGAGGCACAACAUUUUGGGUUCUCACAAUUGACCAUGCAGCGAUGGUGCAGGAGUAGCUGGCGAUUGAAUGCGUCAUUUCGAAGAGGACUACCCAACGCGAAAUUGGGCUUGGUCGGACUACAGAAGAAGAUGGAUGCAUUCAGAACCUCUGGCAAGGUCCGGGCUCAUAAUCAGUCGGAGCUCGAUCUUGACGUUGGUGCCAAAUCGCCAAAAUACAGGCUGUUCUGGGGAAGAUCCCAAGAGCCUUCAGUCUCUUUGAAGAAGGUUGCCUCAUAUUCCGAGAAGCAUCAUCUCAAGGUUGCUCGAAUUUUUACUGACCCUGUCAAGAUGGCCGAGAAAAAAGGUCCUGGCAUUUGGGCUAUGGACAUGAGCACCUUCCAGGAAAACUAUCUCAAGCUCUUCGAGAGUGGAAAGCUGGACGACGUGAAGGUCAAAUGUGCCGAUUACACAUGGAAGCUACACAAAGCCAUUCUUUGCGCCAGAAGCAAGUGGUUCAAGUCGGCCCUGGCGGGUUCAUACAGAGGGACAGGGACCGGAGAGGUCAUAGAGGAAGACUUCGAGAAGCUUGACCUUGAACCCUUCCUCAAAUUCCUCUAUACCGGGUCAUUUGACAUUCAGAAGUCAUACCCUGGCGUUGAUGCCUUUGUUGCACUCAUGAGGGUCUGGAAAACGGCUGACUACUUUUGCCACGACGAGCUGUGCGAUUUGGCUGUCUGCGCGGCCAAAGAUCAUGCUCAAGAGCUCGCUCGUACGUUCUGCAGUGCUUUCCCAGCAAUUGGCCACGGCGACAAGGUAGAAAGUCUCCUCGAAAGUUCGUUCAAUCCUGCGGUCAGAACACUUUACGAUGAGGCAAAUGAAAGCCUCAAAUCGAGUUUCUUGCCGAUCCUACUGGAACUUGCCCUCGCAAGCACCCACAGGCUCUCCCAGAGCAAUGCAUUCCAGAGCUUGCUCCAUGACACUCCCGGGUUUGCCGUGGAUUGGACUACUUCAUUGAUGAAGAGUUUCAGUACUUGGAGUGCUGUGAGCCGCAAGAGAGCUGGUGGUCAAUGCAAUGAGUGCGGUAGGGAGCUGGGCGGCGGAGGAACCGUGGACACUUUGAAAUGGGUUCGGCACGUGCGUCUGAUGGUCUUGUGUGAUCGAUGUUAUCAGAUGCCGAGUUUGGCGGAGUGGGAAAACAGAAAGGAGAUUGAGGAGAAUGGGAGGUGCAAAAAGCGCAAACUCGAUUUGUGUGCCGGAGACAGCUGCCAGGCCGGCGACGGAGACGCGGCAUGGGCUGAACGGGCGCUGUUCUUGACACGGCAAUUUUAUUUUGAAGGUUUGUUUGGGUUGUCAAACAGCGGGACUGCCAUGUGUCGUGGCCAAUUCAUGCAGCGGUGGAAGGGGGCAGCAUUCCUGAGGUUUCACGAAAUGACAGCAUAA
Diaporthe amygdali is the source of this 1440-nucleotide messenger RNA. Its product is annotated as btb poz domain-containing protein. The transcript has 7 exons. The record is from RefSeq and is a predicted model, not a curated record. The coding region runs from base 1 to 1440 and encodes 479 amino acids. Gene Ontology annotation, molecular function: ubiquitin protein ligase binding. Gene Ontology annotation, biological process: proteasome-mediated ubiquitin-dependent protein catabolic process; regulation of proteolysis. NCBI's taxonomy places the organism in Eukaryota, Fungi, Ascomycota, Sordariomycetes, Diaporthales, Diaporthaceae. Gene Ontology annotation, cellular component: cytoplasm.